Cladocopium goreaui is the source of this 2842-nucleotide messenger RNA. NCBI's taxonomy places the organism in Eukaryota, Dinophyceae, Suessiales, Symbiodiniaceae. The record is from the annotation of a GenBank genome assembly.
UUGGCAGCACCUUGGCCAUGGGGAGCGGAGCUGGCAAAGCCAAGUCGGAGCCCAAACCUCCGGAGUUCGAUGUUCGGCUGUCAGAUUCGGUGAUUGAAGGGGCCAGGAGGGGAAAUGGUGGCUAUCAGGAUCAGUUUUUCGAUGAACUGAGCCACCUGGCAGCUUCUGGGCAGCCAGCUGCUCUUCAGAACCUCAUUUCCAGAUGGGACGACUGUGUCAAGAAGCAUGGUGCGAGGGAAGCGACUGUCGCUGCAGCAAAAAAUGGCCAAGCCGAUUGCUUGAAAGUUUUGCUGGACGAAGGAGUACGGCCCUUCAUCGGGAGGAACGACCCAGAGGUGAACCCCUUAAUCCAUGCAGUGGAAAUUCAAAGCUGGGAGUGCGUUGAAUUGCUGGUGCCCAGAUCAUUGAAGUACGACUUUUCAACAAGGCUUCUUCAAGAAGGAAUGUUGCCGUUUGUGAUCGCGGGAGAUCUUGAUAUGGUUAGCAAGUGUGUGCUAUCCCACAAAAUCCCAGGAAGCGGCAAGCUCCUUUGUGCCGCCUUGGUAGCAGGGCCUGACAAGUCUGCACAAGAUAUGAGCAGGGAGAUCUUGGAACACAUCAAAGAUCUGAAUGAAGUCAGCAGCUUGGAGGCCACGGAGCAGUACCACGGAUGGCAAGAGUAUGCCCCCAUUCACGCAGCCUGCCGAGUCACCAAGUCAGCUUUGCAGCCAUCUUUGCUGGAAUUCUUGCUGGAUCAGAAGGUGAAUUUGUCCAACUGGGGGAAGGAACUGAGCCUGAAGAGCAGUUUUGCCAAACGUUUGCCACUGCACUAUGCGGCUUCAAACAGAACAUGCCUGACGCCAUUCUGGAACGUAUGGCGAGAGCCUAUCCGGAAGCGCUAUUUGCACAUGUGAACGACGUAGCCGGGAGAGAUGUCCCGUGUCAGUGUGCAAAGCACAAUCAAGAGAGACAACAACUACUGGAACGGAUCAUGUACGAGCAUGUCUGCGAGUCUUUUGAUGCGCUGGAGAAAGAUGCACAGUACACGCGACUGAUCAGAAUGGCGUUGCUCUUCGAAAAGGUGAGAACACUCGAUGAAUCCAGACUCAGCAGAGGAAAGCUCUCCUUUGUUGUGACCACUUUGAUGCAGCGGAAGAUGGAAAGUUGGUCGGUUCCUGAAUCGCCCAGUGACUUUUCCGUGGAAGCUAGGCGCUUUGCCGAGACGAAUCCCCGUGUGAACUUGGGCAAAAACACUGGUGCCAAGAUUGCCAUGAAGAGCGUCUCGGAUCUUGGGCGCCUUAUCAAGAGUGACUUUUGGGAGCUUUUGAAGUUGGCGAAUCAUGGUGAAGCAACAGAGAUCCCACAUUUUGAAGAAAUGCUGAAUCGAGAGAUUCAAUCUCGAUUGAAAUGGGUGGCUUCUUCUUUGACUGCGGAUGCGAACUCGGACAUCACCAGAUAUGGCAUAUUUCUUUUCGCUGGCUUAAUUGCAGACAUCAUUGCAGCGAAACCAACAUCUGAGGAUGGCGAAGAGGAAGCUUCGCCGGGAAAAGGUGCUACAAUCUUAUCAGCAGUUGUCAAGAAUGUGGCCAGCGAAGACCUGGAAGCCGUGGUGAACGCGUACAGCGAAGAGCUUCAUCUGCCAAAGACCUGGAAGUUGUUGGAAGUCCUGCAUGAGGGGCUGAUGGCUGGAAGUGGCAUCAAGGAAAUUCUCUUCUCAGGUGGUGACCUCGUGAUCAAACGUGAGAUUCCGAAAGGAAGUCCCACCUUUCACUGGGUGGAGGGUCUCUUUGAAAAUACCUUCCUGAAGCGAUACACCCGAGACCGCAAGGGUGAGAAAGUUCCGGAGUCCUUGAAAGUGGAAGAGGUGGACCAGGUUGCUCUGAGAAUUGGGCAUUUCCCCCCAACUUGCAUCAAAUUGCCAUAAUUUGAAUAGGAGAAAUAUGGAGAAAGUGAUGAGAAAUCAUGAUAAACCAUUGAUUUUGAGAUGUUUUAGGGUAGCCAAGUUUGGAGAGACAACCAGGUCUUCAAUUGCGGCAGCUGGGGUGAAUAUGCCCUGCGACGGAAGCAGGUUCAGGCUGAGAUGGCAGAGGAAGGGGCCGCCUGGACUGGUGAGCUCCGGACUGACAGCUGCACCAAGGGAGAAGCAGCUGAUUGGUUCAGGACAGAUGAAUAUCCUGGAGGAGUCAAUGAGCACUGGCUGUAUCAUGGCACUUCCCUUGAAGGUGAAGCCGGCAUAACUGAAGGAGAUUUUAGAUUAAAUCUGGCUGGAAGCAAUGCUGGCACUUUGUAUGGCAAUGGAGUCUAUCUUGCAGAGGCUGUAUCCAAGAGUGAUGAGUACACAAGUCCCCAUGGGGCCAACGGCAUUCGCACCAUUCUCUUGUGUCUUUCAUGUUUGGGCCGGGUGAAUUACAAUGACGAGAGGCGGCCGGACGGAGAUGCAUUAGCAUCCUCAUGCAAAAAGAAGGGUGGUUUUCAUAGCAUUUUAGGUGACCGAGAAAAAAUCCGUGGCACCUACAGAGAGAUCAUUGUCUUUGACGAAGAUUUGAUAUAUCCUGGAUACAUUUGCCGCUACACUCGAGUGACUUAAGCGGCCAGUGGCAGGGAUUCUUUUUGUGCGUGUACUAUCGUGUAAUGAAGUUGUCGCAUGCGGCUCAUGGAAAUGAUUGGAAAUGUCUCACCAAGCCCCCAAAAGAGUGCGACGUCGCAAAAUUUGUGAUGUUGAAUCGAAACCCUGUCGCACCAAAUGUUGCGCGCAGAAAACCUGUGACGCUGCUUGAUGGCUAAAGCUGCUUGUAUUCUGCCGUAGAUACCCAUCAUGAUACUCGUUCAUGAACAGUUGUUGAAAGCAGGGACUGUAUCUUCC